This is a messenger RNA of Leptomonas pyrrhocoris, 2177 nucleotides long. RefSeq lists its product as hypothetical. Lineage: Eukaryota; Euglenozoa; Kinetoplastea; Trypanosomatida; Trypanosomatidae. The record is from RefSeq and is a predicted model, not a curated record. The annotation marks the transcript as partial. The transcript has a single exon.
AUGGCAGGGGCCGCGGCGGAGAAAUACGUCUCUGAUGCUCCUGUGGCUCAUGCCUACAAUCGUGUCACGGAGCUGGACGCGUUGAACCAGCAGACGGCAUCGGUGCGCAUACGAGAUGCCGAGGUGCAGGCGCGGCUACAGACGGGCGAGGCUUACUUGUACACGGUCGACGCGGAUCGCCGCGCAGAGAUGAUCAGGCAACAAGCACAGCUGAGGAGCGAUGACGCGGGGCAGCGUGUACAAAUGGCCGCUCUGGCUGCUUCUCUGGACGUAAAUGACGCUUUGCGUCGUUCAGACCUGCGCGGACAGGAAGCCGAGUUGAGGGUGCAGUCGGCCGUUGCAGCUGCAGAGGCGCGCCAGGCGAUCGCCGAGGCCAACUACGCCAGUCGGAGCGAGCGGCAACGUAACGAGAUCCUGCAAGAGAAAAUCACGUCGAUGCAGGCGAUGAUCGAAAAGCUCCAGAAGGAGCGGGACCCCCUCGACGAGAAAGAGCGCGUCGCCUCCGCUGGUUGCACUCAGACAGAAGUUUCUCUGGCGCACCUCAAGGAAGCAAACGCCGGUUUAAAGGCCGAGAAUGCCUUGCUGAAGCGAGCGGCUCUGCAGAAGGGACUCGCUAAGAGGUCUAAGCCCACUUCCCCUGUUCGAUCAUCUCCACACGACUCAGAGACGAGCAGUGUGUCAGAGGCUUCAGUGCCGGUGGGUAUCGCCUUGAGGAGGCGGCUGAACAGAGAAAGCAACAAGCCGCUGACUCCACCUGUUUCGCCGCACCUACUAGAGAGGCAGCGGCCACAGCGGACACCUACUGCUCCGCCUAUGGCUCCGCCGUCCCCUGCGCAUUCGGUAACUUCCUGGUCUCCUCCGCGAUUUGAACGGCCCGUGGAGGGCUCAGCUGUUUUUGGCGGAGUCCCCCCACCGACGGGUCGUUUCCGGUCUGCCUUUGGCCCCCAAUCGGGAGUCCCACCAAUGCGCGUGCCGCAGCCUGAGCCGCAGCGAGGGGUUUUCGCAGCGGCCUCACAGGCCCCUCGAGGCGGUUUUGCCCACGGUUUUUCCUCCGGCCCAAACUUUCCGCCCCCGCAACGGUGGUCCGAUGGGGAGGACGUUGAGGCGGAACCAGGGCUGCAGUUUGCGCCGAUCGGGCGCUGGCGUCACGGGAUGACGAACGACCUUCCGGCCGGGAGUCGUCCCUCGACUGACAUCAUCGGGGAGGUGGGCACCUACCCGAUGUUUAUUCGCACGAUAGCCGCGUCAACCCCAGGAGCGGCGAUUGCCCAGCUGGUGGGCACCAUCAAGCACGAGCCCAAUUUCAAUGUACGGAGGAUGCAGAGAAUCCUCACGUACUACGGGGAUUUGAUAAAAAAUCCCUCCCGAGAUAGUUUCGAGCUCCUAGGUUGGGAGCUCUACUAUCUUUUCCGGGAAAACUUGGUCCUCUCAGGUAGGCCAAAUAGUUUUAACUUGAAUGAAUAUCGUCGUUUAGUGUACGGCGAUCAGUUGCAGGACCCCGCGGCGGCUCUGGUUGAGCGGUGCACGACGGCGCCCACCACAACCCAUUACCGCGCCAUAGCGCAGCAGACCACUUUCCGCAAGCGGUCAAAACGGCAACGCGCCGGCUUCCAAGAAAGCGUGACUGGAACGCUCGCGGUACGGAGUCGAGAUCCCUUGCCAGGGCGGCGAGCACAGGUUUCGGGCACCCGAGUGGUGCCAGAACAAAAACAGCGGCAAAGUGGCCGUUGCCGUGGCGAAGCGCCCGGCCUUCCUGUGCCUCGGGAGGAAGACGCGAUAGAUGGAGUGAUACGUUUUCUUCAGUCCCAAAAGAGCGCAACGGUGGCAUCUCCUCCUUUAUGGAAGUCGGCGGUACGCGUCGUACCGAAGCCUCUGACGACACCGGAAAAGGCCAGCAGCAAUCCUUUCGCAAAGGUGAUGGAUUUCCUGCACUCCUCCAGCGAGGAGGUGGCCAGAGUCUCGAGGCCGGCGCCAAGGAUGCGCCAGCGCAAAGAAGCGCUCAAGAGCCCCAAGGAGGCUCGUCAACACUCGGUGGCCUUUCGUCCGCCUGCUCAGGUAGAGCAGGUCGAAAACCACGUCAUGGCCGACGGGCUCGCCGCGGCUGUCACGGCAGAGCCCAUCAACGUCGCCCAGUUCCGCGACCCGGAGCUACAGAAGCUGGCAGCUGCAGCCAAUGC